Molecule: messenger RNA, 282 nt
Organism: Thermothielavioides terrestris NRRL 8126
Lineage: Eukaryota; Fungi; Ascomycota; Sordariomycetes; Sordariales; Chaetomiaceae
Exons: 2
Source: RefSeq, a predicted model, not a curated record
CGACUUCGUUGUCUUAGCUAUAUCGUCAACCUUAUUGUAAAAGCUUUCUUCGAAGCUUAUACUAAGGAACAAGAAGAUAAAGGGUCUAGGCUAAUUAAGAAGCUCUAUUACAUUGUCCACUAUAUCCGCUAUAGCCUACAACGCUAUAACGCCUUCGUUAAAGCUAAGAAGGAAGCGGUAGAUAACUUUAAUACGCUUUUGACUAGGCUAGAGGAUGUUGUUGAGCUCCAAUUAGUAGUAGACAAUGAUAUAAGGUGGAACUUGGUCUUCCUAAUAAUCUAA